This is a messenger RNA of Rhopilema esculentum, 551 nucleotides long. Lineage: Eukaryota; Metazoa; Cnidaria; Scyphozoa; Rhizostomeae; Rhizostomatidae. The record is from RefSeq and is a predicted model, not a curated record.
AAAUAUGUGCAUCUCAACUUUCUAUUUAUCUCCUAGGCCUAAAUACUGCUUGUGUUGACAAUGAUCAAAGAUGCAGUGGUUGGGCUAAAUCAGGUGAAUGCAGUUCAAACCCUGGUUACAUGCUGAGCAAUUGUCGAAAGAGUUGUGAUAAAUGUGAGGAGAAGUGCAAGGAUAAAGAUACUGACUGCGAAGACUGGGCCAAGCAAGGGUUUUGUUCCAAAUCGAGCCAGUGGUACUCAUUCAUGAAAGACAACUGCCAAGAUACCUGCAAGAUAUGUGCAUCCAAAGCUGAGGAAGUCAAGCCUUGCAAGGACAUUGAGAAAGAUUGUGUUAACUGGAAAAGGGCAGGAUACUGCGCCAAAUCGCAAUCGUUUUUUAGUUUUAUGCAGAAGAACUGCAUGAAGACUUGUGGUUUUUGUAAAAAGGCGGAGAAAGACAAGACGAAAGGUGAAAUUUUGUUGAACAACGAUGCAUAUUUGAGACUUGAAAUCUUGCAAAUAAGAAUAGCUCUUAUAUUAAGGGCUGAGUCAAAAUAAGCAAAUCGGUAAGCG